AUGGCAAAGGACGGAAGAGUGCGUAUUGACAAUGUGGAAGAGCUUUCUCUUCCACACAUGAAACACAGCGUAUUCCACGCGACUCAACAAUUCGAAGUCGAGUACGAGAUGCUACAGCUAGACGACAUGCGAAUUACUGCAGACGUGAUGAAAUCGUUGAGAAGGAACGCGGUAGUAUUGCAAGCGUUUCAGCUACGUUUUCCUGAUAUUGACGCUAACAAUGUGGGUCACUGUACAAGCGCCUACUUGAGCCUCAAGCGACCGAUUUGCAAAGAACGAAUGUGCCACAAUGCGAAUACAGGAGAGCGAAUUGCGACAUUGUCGGAAGUCACACCUACUUUCGAAGGUCGUGUUGUAUGUUCGGAAAUCGCGAUUUUCCCGUGUGUUGCUGAAUUGCGACCAUUUGUGGGUUGGAAGAUGUUCGUAAUCUGUGAGAUUCAGACGUUUCCUGGUGUGUCUCGAUUAAUUGGUGUUCAAGAUGGCGGCCAGCUCGGUGUUCUCACUGCUGAAGGGUUGUUGACGAUGAGUGUGCCCCCUAAUGCUUUUACACAGCCUGAUGAGCCAACGUGUGUAUUCAGUGUGAAUAUGGAUAUGAGUGUGAUGGAGUUUGAAGGAAGGGAUGGAGCCUGUGGACCAACUAGUCCGAUUGUCGAGUGUCGACCAAGUGGGGCUUGUUUCAGUAAGGACAGUUCUGUUACUAUAUCUGUCCCUCUGCUUAACUUCGGUACAGCCUUGCAACAGUUUUCUGACAGAGUGCCUGAAGUUUGGGUUAGCGACUCUAGCAACAGUGAGUGGCAUCCCCUCCUUGACUCGAAUGGACGUACUGUCCAUGCUACAAUAGAAUGCACAAAGAGUGGAGGUUAUUUGGCUACUUUCUCUACAUUGCAUUUCUCAAGAUUCAUAGUUCUGUUCAGAAAUCGAGUUGCUGAUGCCUUGGGUAUUGUGUCGCUGUAUAAGUAUAAGAUGGCUACUAUGAGCAGUCACAUCAGCAAGUUGAUGGACAUGCCAGACAGAGACGGCCAACGAUUGUUUUCUAUCCGUGUCGAUUUUCAAGUUGAUGAAGCAGACAACCAAGACAACCAUGAAUUUCGUCAACUUGCACCUUACUCUUCUCACCUUCGCCUUCCAUAUGGGGACAUUCGUGUAACAAUUGACAGUGAUGUUAUUCAGCCAAUUGAGAACGAAGAGUUUGAGCGACAUCUUGAUUUCUGUGAUGGAUCUCCUGGGUUUGUUCAGUUUGAAUGCCAAGUACCACACACAAAUCAGGACAUAAUCACACCAGAGAUGAUUAUUGCUGCUGUUACUGUGUCUCGAUGGAGACGAGGAAUAUUCAGAAAUGAUCCUGUUCAACUUCAGAAAAUUCGAUGUAAUGAAGAAUGGAACAGGUUCAAAAGUAAAGUAAACACAAAGACAAUUGCUGACAUAAUAGAGUGUGAAGGUAGUAUGAAUGCAUUCAAGAAGAUGUGCAAAAGCCGACUCACUCUACAGAGCAUCGACAUAGAAACGACACUUGAAGAUGAUAAUGAUUUUGUUGCUGCCAUUAGCAGGCUUUUUGCAGAACAAGGAGGAACACCAGAACAGUUUUCAAAAGCACUUGCAGAGAAUUUACAAAGUGAGAAGAUCAACGUUCAGCUGACCAAAGGUAACAUAACGUACAAACCAUCCAAAUGAAUACAAUAUGACCUACCAAUGUGU
Corticium candelabrum is the source of this 1695-nucleotide messenger RNA. RefSeq lists its product as uncharacterized. The record is from RefSeq and is a predicted model, not a curated record. Bases 1 to 1671 code for a protein of 556 amino acids. The transcript is spliced from 3 exons. Lineage: Eukaryota; Metazoa; Porifera; Homoscleromorpha; Homosclerophorida; Plakinidae.